Messenger RNA from Zea mays, 1382 nucleotides. RefSeq names its product RmlC-like cupins superfamily protein. The transcript has 3 exons. Gene Ontology annotation, molecular function: nutrient reservoir activity. The record is from RefSeq and is marked provisional. NCBI's taxonomy places the organism in Eukaryota, Viridiplantae, Streptophyta, Magnoliopsida, Poales, Poaceae. The coding region runs from base 69 to 1160 and encodes 363 amino acids.
CCGAUCCGUCCCCGAUCAUCGCACCACCUGUAGCCCACCUCGCUCUCGAGUCUCGACCCAGCGACGAGAUGGCCGCGGUGGAUCUGACCCCAAGGACGCCCAAGAAGGCCUACGGCGGCGACGGCGGCGCCUACUACGAGUGGAGCCCCGCCGACCUGCCCAUGCUCGCCGUCGCCUCCAUCGGCGCCGCCAAGCUCUCGCUCGCCGCCGGCGGCCUCUCCCUCCCCAGCUACUCCGACUCCGCCAAGGUCGCCUACGUCCUACAAGGCGUCGGUACCUGCGGCCUCGUCCUCCCCGAGGCGACGAAGGAGAAGGUGGUGGCGGUGAAGGAGGGCGACGCGCUGGCGCUGCCCUUCGGCGCGGUGACGUGGUGGCACAACGGCCCCGCCGCGCAGGCCGACCUCACGGUGCUCUUCCUCGGCGACACCUCCAAGGGCCACAAGCGGGGGCAGUUCACCAACUUCCAGCUCACGGGGUCCGCGGGCAUCUUCACGGGCCUGUCCACCGAGUUCGUGUCGCGCGCGUGGGAUCUGCCGGAGCCCGACGCCGCGAGGCUGGUGUCGAGCCAGCCGGCCUCGGGCAUCGUCAAGCUGCCCGCCUCCGCCGCCGCGCUCCCGGCGCCCUCGCCGCAGGACCGCGCCGGGGUGGCGCUCAACUGCCUGGAGGCGCCGCUGGACGUGGACAUCCCCGGCGGGGGCCGCGUCGUGGUGCUCAACACGGCCAACCUGCCGCUGGUGCGCGAGGUCGGGCUCGGCGCCGACCUGGUCCGCAUCGACGCCCACUCCAUGUGCUCCCCGGGCUUCUCGUGCGACUCGGCGUACCAGGUCACGUACAUCGUGCGCGGCAGCGGCCGGGUGCAGGUGGUCGGGCCCGACGGGAGGCGCGUGCUGGAGACCCGCAUCGAGGGCGGGUCCCUCUUCAUCGUGCCCCGCUUCCAUGUCGUGUCCAAGAUCGCCGACGCGUCCGGGAUGGAGUGGUUCUCCAUCAUCACCACCCCGAACCCGGUGUUCAGCCACCUGGCGGGGAAGACGUCGGUGUGGAAGGCCAUCUCGCCGGAGGUGCUGCAGGCGUCCUUCAACACCACUCCGGAGAUGGAGAAGCUGUUCCGCUCCAAGAGGCUCGACUCGGAGAUCUUUUUCGCGCCUCCCAGCUCCAACUGAAGCACCAGCUCUCCAAGACGGGGGAGAGGAGAUCGUUCUCGAUUGUCGUCAAGGUCAUGGUUAUUAAUAAUUAAGUUAGUGUCGUCGUCUUAAGUUAGCGUCGCGUCGUCGUCUUAAGUUAGCGUCGUCGAAGUCAGGGUAGAGCGAGAGGUAGAGGUCGUCUGUCAUCCGCCAUUGAACUGGAACUGCUUUUUCAAGAUGAAUACUACCCCUCUUUCUUAA